Elgaria multicarinata webbii is the source of this 597-nucleotide messenger RNA. RefSeq names its product RD3 like (gene RD3L). The record is from RefSeq and is a predicted model, not a curated record. NCBI's taxonomy places the organism in Eukaryota, Metazoa, Chordata, Lepidosauria, Squamata, Anguidae. The transcript has 2 exons. Bases 1 to 597 code for a protein of 198 amino acids.
AUGCCAUUCUUUGGCUGGAUGAAAUGGCCGAAAAAUUAUUCCUAUAAAACUGGGCAAUAUCCUGGCGCAGAGGUCGUGACGAAGACACUUCUAAGGGAACUGAAAUGGCACCUGAAAGAACGUGAACGGCUAAUACAGGAGAUAGAAAAUGAACAAAAAGUCCAGAAGAGUGUCGUGGAUUACAACUGGCUAAAGAGCCACCAAAGUCCUCAGAUAACUAUCCCAGCUACUGAACAAAGACAGCUUGAAGUUCUUUGUUCUCAAAUCCAGCCGUGUCAAACUGGAAUCAUUCUCAGCAGAUUUCGAGAAGUUCUGGCAGAAAACGAUGUUUUACCUUGGGAAAUUGUUUACAUAUUCAAGCAAGUUUUAAAGGAUUUCCUAACCAAUCUUGAGAAAGAAGCGCAGCAGGACCAGCUGACCGACGUUUGGAAUACAAAUUGCUCUGUACAUUUUGCGGCGCCUGGCGACGGCUCUGGCAAAAUGGACAAAGAGGAGAUCCCAACGGUAUCCAGUUAUGUUGACAAAAACACACAGGGCAUGUUUCCAACAUUCUCUCACAGAAUCUGGAAUCUUCCUUAUUAUUAUCCAUCAAGUUAA